Messenger RNA from Venturia canescens, 4856 nucleotides. RefSeq names its product solute carrier family 35 member F5. Gene Ontology annotation, cellular component: membrane. Lineage: Eukaryota; Metazoa; Arthropoda; Insecta; Hymenoptera; Ichneumonidae. The coding region runs from base 326 to 1762 and encodes 478 amino acids. The transcript has 9 exons. The record is from RefSeq and is a predicted model, not a curated record.
GGUGUUGGUCGAUGUCCGGCAAAGUCGAGGCUUUGAUCGAGAAUUUCUAUGAAAUUACGGUAGCCGCCGGACGCUGGACACGUUUAGAGUGGUAAAAGGGCUCUUUGUGAACCUGUAAAAAAGUACGCGAAGCUAAUGUGAUAAUUAAGAAUUACACUCCGAGGGCUUCGAGACAUCAAGAUGUAGACUUUUCUUUAUACCUUUCGCCUACGGAAAGACGUUCGUUCAACGUUCAAAUUUGUAUAAUAUGACACAAUUCGUGUCUCGUCUCUUAGAUACGAUGCCACGGAUUAAGUAGUUCCAGAGAUUGUAAACUAGCGAGCAGAUGAGUUGUACCGUAGAAUUGCGACAACGUCGUCAAACCGGGAUGGCGGAGGAUCCCCACAGAUUAGCAGCAAUGAUGAACAAAUCGCAGAGACUCGUAUUAGGUCUUUUGGUAUUGCUCUUAGUCGAUAUCAUUUGGGUAUCGAGUUCAGAACUUACUAAAUACAUUUACAGGGAAGAGAAGUUUGAAAAGCCGUUUUUUAGCACGUAUAUCAAGACCUCAAUGUUCACGCUUUAUCUUCUGGGCCUUUGUUUUUGGCCACCCUGGAGAGACCAGUGUAAUAAACCAGCGACUUAUAUGUUCAUAGAUCCUAAUGUAGAGGAUGACAACUUUUACUCGGAAGCUAACACCAGUCUCAGCGAUCCAACGUUCGUGCCGAUAAAAACUCCCGAUCAUUGCGAUCGUUCCUCAGGCACCGAAAGCGAUGAUUCGUCGAUACGAGCGGUGAGAUUCAGCAAAUUGGCCGAAGUCAGACACAUGUCCGAGAGCGAUGCCACCGAAGCUUUAUUAGCAAGAUUAAGUUACCAGGCGAGUGUCCGAGCUGGCGAGCAUGCCAGACGUCAAGCUCACAAGUUUCCCGUACAAAAAGUGGCGAAAAUCGCUUUUAUGUUUUGUCUUCUGUGGUUUAUGGCAAAUUAUACUUACCAAAUUUCCCUCGUUGAAACUGAAGCCGCAAUCGUGACAGUAUUAUCGUCCACUUCUAGUUUGUUCACGUUGUUUCUUGCCACUUUCUUCCCGAGCAAUGGUGGAGACAAGUUCACAUUGUCGAAAUUAGUCGCCGUUUCCGUCAGCAUUUUUGGUCUGGUGUUGGUCGGUCUCUCGGACUUGACAUUAGAAACGAAUAAAAUACCAACAGGCAUAAUCUUGGCACUAGUCAGCGCAUUUUUUUAUGCAGCUUAUAUCGUGUUCCUAAAAAGAAAAGUCGAUCACGAAGAUAAAAUGGAUAUACCAAUGUUUUUCGGCUUCGUUGGACUGUUCAAUCUAACAAUGCUAUGGCCAAUGUUCUUUAUACUUCAUUACGGACAUUGGGAAGAGUUCGAAUGGCCGAACAGUCAUCAAUGGACAUUUCUGAUAAUAAAUGGACUUAUUGGGACGGUAUUGAGCGAAGUGCUGUGGCUUUGGGGCUGUUUUUUGACAUCUUCCCUGAUAGCAACGCUGGCUGUCAGUUUGUCAAUGCCAAUGACGAUGAUGGCUGACGUUUUAUUGAAAAAAGUCGAAUAUCCUUGUAUCUUCUAUCUCGGCACUAUUCCAAUGUUACUGGCGUUUCUUACUGUUUCUCUUUUGUCCCAUUAUGACAAUUGGGAUCCGGUUAUGGAUUUGGUUAAGGGAAUUUAUUCUUGGACUUUCCGCAAAGGCCGAACCACAAGGUUGCCCGAUCUCGAAGCCGAACAAACGCAAUCGCUGAUCGGUAUUAACAGUGAAGAUCAUGAGGCUUAACACGACAAUAAUCUCAGCGGUUGCUAAUGCUUAAUUCGCAUUACUUUACGCAUAAUAGCAGAAGGGAAUAGAUUUUUUGUUGUCGGUUAAUCUCCCGCGGCACUGCCAACAACUUUUUUUUUCUUAUCAAUAGUUCUUUGACUAUUGAGAUAUCACAAUCGUUUUCGACGAAGAUUAUUCGUUUUUGUUCUUCCUUAGGGAAUUGCAUAUCUCAUAAAAUAUCUAAAGAAAACAAAAACUCAUAAGAUAGAGAAUUAUCCAAAAUCGUUAAAUUACUUCGUUUUGUUUUUAUCAUUAUUCUCCAUCUUCGUUGAGAAUUGCAUUGUUUUAAGGUGCAAAGGAAAAUUAAGGUACAGAAAUAAUCGUUUGAACGAGUAUUGAUCAUUCCCGCAUAAACAAUGUGAAUUGAAAAGUGAGUCUGCAUAGUCUUUAGUUGUCGUGAUUACCGGACGCCCAAUUUUUCCCGAGCUGACAAAAAACGGAAAGAAUUUUUCGUUUCCGUUAAUAAGAAAAUAGUUGCAAAAACAAUUUUACUAAAUUCGUCGUGAAAAAACUUGAACUUGUUUAAACGAAAUGUGGAAAGAAAAAACGAGUUUCGAUGUUUCAAAACAGCAAGUCGACCGAAGCACAACAAACGCGCGAUUCGUGUAUGUGUGCGUGUUUUAUGUACUUAACGGGUUUUGUUUCGAGCUUUUUGAAAAUGCCAUUUGCCAUGUAUAUCCGUAGAUUUAAGACAGCGUCAGUGAGAAAUUUCUAACACUUUGUUUCUGCCCUCAUCAAUCGUAAUGAGGAUCUCUAUUCUGGAAAAAAAAAAACACCAAAAACCAGAAGAAAAACCCCAUUGAAGGAUCGAGGGUGAACUUCGGACAAAUUCAAAGUUUUCCUUCAAAAAAUGCAUGAACAUGAACGAUACCAAUAUUGAACUUUAUUAGAUUUAUGUUUCGGCAAAUUUGCUUUUCAAAUUAAAUUACGUAUCAAUAUUGGCAAACAAUUUUGGAGAAAAAAAAUCGACACCCAAAAAUUGCAAAAAUUAAAAAAAAAAAAUCGUUUGAAACGACGUACCAAGCUUGGCUGGAACGGCCGAAACUAUACACAAAAAUAUAUUUGUUCGUCAUUCAUGUUAUUUCUUCCGCGAGAUACGCAAUCAUUUUCCUGUUUGUUUUGUUUUUUUCGACAAAAGCGCAACAGCGAAAAUUGCAAUUCGCUUCUCAAAACACGAAUGACAAACAAAAAGUGAAAAUUAAAAGACAAGAAAAAAAAGGAGAAAUCUAGUCAGAAAGAAGAGAAAACAAUCGAGAGAAAAAAGUGUUUUUUAUACUGCGACAUUCCUCAAUCGCGCCCUGAUAGGGAGAUGUAUUUUUCUAUGAACAAUCGGAGAAUGUAAUGGCCCCCCUCCUCGUCCGAUCUUUAAAAAAGAAAAGAUGAAGAAAAAAAUAUUAUAACCGCGUUUGCCAUAUGUGACUGUUGUGUUUUGUCCUCUAUAACUCGAGAUUCAUUUCGAGUUCGCACAAUGUUUUGUUAAUUUAUAUAUGAAAAAAGAAACAUAAGUUGAGUUGGACGUUUUUUCAAGAAUGUCAUAUUAUUUGUUGAAUUAGGGACUUGAGGAAAUGAGCUAUAGAGAAGAUAAUAUUAUAUGUAAAUUAAUAUAAUUAUACACCGAGUAUAUUUUUAUUCCUCUUUUUUGCGCGCGUUUAUACAAUUAGCAAUGAUGAUGGUGAUGAUGUAUUAACAGUUUUUGAAAUUACUAUUGAAAGUUUCGUAAAAAUGUUUUUUUUCUCUCUAUUUUUACAAGCUUGGGAUCAUAUUCAUACCUCCAAGAUCGCGACCCUUCACUGUUGUGAUACAUUGAAUACACGCUGCGCAAAAGUUUAAACAGUGAUCAAACAAAACCUAUUUUGAAGAUAUGUUCAGACAGAUAUUUAGAUGAGAACGAAUUAAAGAUGCAAUCCGACCGAAAAACAUUCUGAAUAAAUUCCGGCGCAUCCAAAACAUUGAAAAGCAAUGAUUAAAUAAACGCCCAGUAUUAUGGAGAAAUAGCUUAAAAAAAAAUAUUCGAUCCGUUUCUUCAGGUGGAUUAAUUAAACGAUUUCGUAUUUACGUAUCAAUAUUAACGAGUUCCUUCUCGAAAUGGUUUAUCACAAACUCGAAUGCGAAAUUUUUCGAAAUUUUCUUAAACAUCAUAUUCGCGCUUUUUCCAUAAACUUUUGGAAAGUUAGAUUUUUUUUUUGAAGCUUUCGAGAAAAUGCAUCGGCGAAAAAAGAUUUUUUGAUCAGCUGUUGAAGAAAAAUUUUCAUCGAGCAACUUUAUCAUAUUUUUUCAUUACUAUUGAAAAUGAAAAUUCGUUAAAGUUUUGGAAGUGACAGAAUUUUUCAACGUUUCCGUACAAUUGCAACUUUUGAUAUCCUCAUUCUUAAAAUGUUUCGGCCAAAGCAUAUGUAAUUCGUUCUUGAAGCGCUGCAUCCAUGAAAACGCCAGGGAAACGAUGAAAUUCCAAUUUUUUUUCCCGUCAAACUGUUUGCAGAGGAGAUAUUUAUUUCGUUUUAUACAAUAUAAUAAUUGCUGACAGCAACGAAUUUUUUGGGUCGAGUUUCGCGAUCACCAAAUCCUUUAUUUUACCAAAUGAAGGUUGACUCUAAAGAAGUGCGAUAGCGUCAACGGCCCUCAAACUUUUACUAUCGUUUCUCCUGUAAAUAUGGGAACAAUCCUGUAAAUAUGGUAACAAUUUUUACAGAAAAAGUCAACAUUCGUGUUUAAAAACAUUUCGUUUUUACGAACCGUUCGCAAAAAAAGAAAUUCGAAUUUCGACUGCUUUUUUGGGGCCUCCACUUGGACGUAGCGCUCUAAAUAAAUUAAAAAAAAAAAAAGGAAAAUAUAGAAAGACAAGAGAUGAAUGAAAAAAUAACGAAGCCAACUACGUUGUAUCUCGUUGUAGAAUUUAGUUGACUGUUCCUACAUGUAAUAUUCCUGUAUAUUUAUUGUACAUAAAUUAUACCGUAUCGUUAUUAAUAAUAGAGUUGUAUACGCAUUAUGUAAAAAAAUGACACGAGAGAAACUUUCGACGAUUAAGAGAAUAAAAACAAAAGUUGAAGAAAAA